AUGACUGAAACCCCACGAAAAAACAAUGGUGAACAUGCACCAAGGCCCCAUGUCUGUCCUAUUUGCCAUAGAGCAUUCCAUAGGUUGGAACACCAAACCCGUCACAUGAGGACACAUACAGGUGAAAAACCUCACGUUUGUGAUUUCAAAAAUUGUGGUAAACGCUUUAGUCGCAGUGAUGAAUUGACAAGACACAGGAGAAUCCAUACGAAUCCACAGCCAAGGGCUAAAAGAGGUAGAAAGAAGAAGAGUGAAAUACUACAAGAAACUAAACCCCAAGAUUCGCCGGCUCCACCUUCUGAUGAACCUCCUUCCCAUUCCUCAUCGAGCACCUCUCUCUCGCUACUUCGAGGCACUUCGGAAUCUCAAGAACCAGAAUUGGCAAUUAGUCCUUCAUCGACACCGUUUGCAACUCCAGGCACUACACCUACGGUGAGCCGUAGUAGCAGCCGCCAACGUCUUACUGCACUAUCUUCAUUACAGCGAAUGACACCGCUAACUACAACCGCUCCAACUUAUGUUGACUCAACGGCGCCACUGCGAAGAAGACCAGGAAGCGCCUUGAGUUUGAACGAUAUGUUGAGAGAGUCAGAUUCAGACAGCGAUGAUUCCGACAGAGGAAGAAAAAGAAGUAGAACUGCAACGCCGGCAAGCAGUAGAAGCGAAAGCGUUGCAAGAGCAAAUGUAAACACUACCAGCGCAACUAAUACUGUUGCCCCGAUAUUACCUACUCCUACAUUAGGUCCUGCGGAACUAAGCAACAGAUUACUAGAGAUCCAGCGGCAGCAGCAACAGCAGCACGAUCCGUCAACGGCCCUUCCUUCUACAGCGGGUGCUUCGACGGCUUUCUCCGGCUCUGCUUCGGCCGCUGGUAUCAGCAACUCUACACAUCAUACUGACGCUAAUAGUCACCCCGCGCAAAAUCCAGAUCAGGAUCCCGCCCCGCUACCGCCCCUCAGAAGUCUCCCCCUACAGUUUCCUACCGGCUAG
This is a messenger RNA of Zygosaccharomyces rouxii, 990 nucleotides long. It is a transcript of the gene MIG1, whose product is annotated as transcription factor MIG1. The coding region runs from base 1 to 990 and encodes 329 amino acids. Gene Ontology annotation, molecular function: RNA polymerase II cis-regulatory region sequence-specific DNA binding. The record is from RefSeq and is a predicted model, not a curated record. The transcript has a single exon. Lineage: Eukaryota; Fungi; Ascomycota; Saccharomycetes; Saccharomycetales; Saccharomycetaceae. Gene Ontology annotation, cellular component: cytoplasm; nucleus.